AUGGAAUGGGUGGAUCUAAGCCUUGGUGGUCUUCUUGGGGGACUUGGUCGCCUUCUUGGGAGACUUGGGCUCCUUGCCCUCCUUCUCCGCGGUCCUCUUGGGGAGCAGCACCGGGUUGAUCUUGGGGAUCACGCCGCCGUGCGCGAUGGUGACGCCGGCCAGCAGCUUUCCGAGCUCCUCGUCGUUCCGGACGGCGAGCAGCAGGUGGCGCGGGAUGAUGCGGCUCUUCUUGUUGUCCUUGGCGGCGUUCCCGGCGAGCUCCAGAAGCUCGGCGGCGAGGUACUCGAGGACGGCGGCGAGGUAUACGGGGGCGCCGGUGCCGACGCGCUGGGCGUAGCGGCCCUUUCUUCCUGGGGCCGCCGGCCUUGCGCCCGGCCGCGCCCUUCUUCCCCUUCGCUGCAGCGCCUGAGGCCUCCAUUGCUGACGACGGCGCUUUUGAAGAAGAGCUGGAAAGGGGCAGAGAGAUUUGAUGGUGGUGGAUUGCGGGGUGGGUUGGUGAGAAUGGAGCAGAGGAGGCAGAGUACUUAA
Messenger RNA from Triticum turgidum subsp. durum (durum wheat), 528 nucleotides. NCBI's taxonomy places the organism in Eukaryota, Viridiplantae, Streptophyta, Magnoliopsida, Poales, Poaceae. The record is from the annotation of a GenBank genome assembly.